CAAGAUACAACCUGGUCAUUGCCUGUAUCGAGUCCUCGCAGUCUGGAAUGCGUCUACAGAUUCUGAAAAAUAUAGCACGUUUAGCCCCGUGAGAAAAAUUACUACAGUCGAUGAUUCGUAUUAUAAAAAAACAACUCAAAUCAUACAACCGUUCUGGUGUCAAUAAUUUUUGAAAGUGUGUUAUUCGAUCGGCGUGCGUUUUAGUUGGUUGCAUUUGGAAUAUCAACAAUAUAUUUUGUUUAAAAUUGUUACAAACUGUUGAACACUGUAGUAGAGAUGUAGAUGAAAUUUUGUUGCCGUUUAUUUUGGAAAUGCGUCUAUUCGGCAAGGUAACCCGUUGAAACCGCAAAAAAAAAAUGUCGAGAAAAAUGCUCGUGUAAUGUUCGGCCAAACGACGACUUUCGUUAGUAUAUAAAUUAUUUUUCGAAAACAACGCGAAAUGGUAUUAUUGUUUUACCCCGAGUCGGCAACAAAACGUGAACAAAAUGCGUCCGAUGUUUAUUUUAUGGGCUCUUGACAAGUCGUCAUAAGAGCUAACUGCAAUGAGAUUGUGGACUUGGAAAUCAAUUUCUUUGGUUUUGUUCGCGGUAAUCAUUCCGGCCAGCAACAUCCAGUGGCUGGGUAUGCGUAGGGCGAAUAGAAUGAACUGGGAUAACGCAAGCGUUUGUCGAACUUUACGUAGGAACUACGGUCUGGAUUCACGUCAAACUCGCAUUUGCAAAACAUGGCGCCCUGUCAUGCAACACAUAUCCCAAGCAGCAACAUUGACGGUUGUCGUUUGUCAGGCAGUAUUACAGAACAGACGAUGGAACUGUUCAUCCGUACGAGCUGCACCAAGAUUAACACCAGAGCUAGUUAAAGGUACUAAGGAACAGUCAUUUGUGUACGCAUUGAGUGCGGCAGCAAUGACUUACACAAUAACUAGAGAUUGUGCAAUGGGUAAAAUAUCAAAUUGUGGGUGCGGUACGCAUCCGGAAGCCACUGAUGGAACAUUUAAGUGGAGGGGUUGUGAUGAUAAUAUUCGGUGGGGUUUGAAAUUUGCCAGACAAUUCACUAAAAGCGACGAUAUGUUCAUUAAGAAGUCAAACAACACUUAUAGUGAUACUGAUUUAUCAUUAAACGCCAACGACGAUAUGGUUCUACGCGAGCAAAAAGCUUUAAAUAUAAUCAACGAACAUAAUUAUAAAAUAGGCAGAAAAAUGGUUAUGUCAAGUGUGACGACCCAUUGUAAGUGUCACGGAAUGUCAGGGUCGUGUAAUGUGAAGACAUGUUGGAGAGGUUUGCCAAACAAGUUCAUCGAAGUGGGUCUCAAGUUACUGAAACAUUACAACAAGAUGACAGUUCAAGUCAGCAUGGCUCAAGUCACUCGAUUAGGUUUGCCAGAAAAUGUGGACAAUUCAUUAGUGUAUGUCUCAGAUUCUUCAGAUUAUUGUGAUUAUGAUUUAAAAAGAGGAAGUUUUGGAACAUUUGGCAGAAAAUGUAACGCAACAGCAAUUGGCUAUGAAAAUUGUUUUUCAAUGUGCUGUGGUCGUGGAUAUACAACACAAAUUAUUGAACACACAGAACGAUGCCAAUGCAAAUACCACUGGUGUUGUUAUGUUAAAUGUCAAAGUUGUAAGAAUCUGGUCAAUCAUCACAUUUGUAACUGAUAAAUUCUGAAAUAUUGUGAGCUAUAUAUGUAUUUAUAUGUAUAUAACAUAUUGGA
Messenger RNA from Adelges cooleyi (spruce gall adelgid), 1705 nucleotides. RefSeq names its product protein Wnt-11b-like. Bases 543 to 1649 code for a protein of 368 amino acids. Gene Ontology annotation, molecular function: frizzled binding; cytokine activity. The record is from RefSeq and is a predicted model, not a curated record. Gene Ontology annotation, biological process: multicellular organism development; canonical Wnt signaling pathway; cell fate commitment. NCBI's taxonomy places the organism in Eukaryota, Metazoa, Arthropoda, Insecta, Hemiptera, Adelgidae. The transcript is spliced from 6 exons. Gene Ontology annotation, cellular component: extracellular region.